AAUUACAGACAGUGUUGUUACUACUACUACUACUACUACUACUACUACUACUACUACUACUACUACUACUACUACUACUACUACUACUACUACUACUACUACUACUACUACUACUACUACUACUACUACUACUACUACUACUACUACUACUACUACUACUACUACUACUACUACUACUACUACUACUACUACUACUACUACUACUACUACUACUACUACUACUACUACUACUACUACUACUACUACUACUACUACUACCACUACUACUACUACUACUACUACUACUACUACUACUACUACUACUACUACUGCUACUACUACUACUACUACUACUACUACUACUACUACUACUUUGACGUUUAACAAGAAUAAUGAAUGUAUUUAUCACAAUUUAAAAUAA
This is a messenger RNA of Schistosoma turkestanicum, 400 nucleotides long. Lineage: Eukaryota; Metazoa; Platyhelminthes; Trematoda; Strigeidida; Schistosomatidae. The record is from the annotation of a GenBank genome assembly.